AUGCAUCCAUUCCAUUGCCUCUGUGGAUUGAUUGGGGGCGGGGCCAAAGGGAGACCCCACCCCCCGCCCCCCCUGCCCCCUCCUCCUAUGUUCUACGUGGGGCUCUUCUGCGUCAACCUGCUGGCCCUCUACUACGCCUUCCUCCUGGAGUACAUCGCCCUCAACCUGGGCAUCGCCGUCCUGCCCCCCGAAGACAUGGACCACGCGCUGGGGGGGCUGGGGACCCUCUCCGGGCAGGGGUUCGGACUCUUCGACCGGGACGCGGGAGCCGGGGUGGGCCUCGGGGACGGGGAGGCCCUGGACGUGGCCUGGGACUGAGAGCCUGAAGGCCCAGGCCCCCCAAGGAGGAAGGCCCCACCGCCUCUCCCGUGGCCCCUUGGAGACCCCACGAGAACCCAGAGAAGAGAGACCAAGCGUCAGCAAUAAGAAGACCCCAAGAGAACCUAGAGAAGAGACCCCAAGAGGCGCCAAGGAGGGGACCCCAAGAGUCAACAAUAAGAAGACCCCAAGAGACUCCAGAGAAGGCAAUAAGAAGACCACAAGAGCCUCUGAACCUCCAAGGGACCCCAAGAGAAUCCAGAAAAGAGAGCCCAAGAGUCACCAAUAAGAAGACCCCAAGAGAAUCCAGGAAGAAGACCCCAAGAGCAUCCAAGAGAAUCAGGUGAGCCCCAUGUAAGACUCCAAGGGAAUCCAAAGAGGGCAACCCUAGAGUUUCCAAGAAGAUUCCAAGAGUCAACAAUAAGAAGACCCCAAGAGAACCCAGAGAAGAGAGCCCAAGAGUCCCAAAGGAGGGGACCCCAAGAGUCACCAAUAAGAAGACCCCAAGAGAAUCUAGGAAGAAGACCCCAAGAGCAUCCAAGAGAAUCAGGUGAGCCCCAUGUAAGCCUCCAAGGGACCCCCAAGGAAGAGUUGCUAGAAGAAGACCCCAAGAGAAUCAGGUGAGCCCCAUGUAAGCCUCCAAGGGACCUCCAAGGAAGAGUUGCUAGGAAGAAGACCCCAAGAGCAUCCAAGAGAAUCAGGUGAGCCCCAUGUAAGCCUCCAAGGGACCUCCAAGGAAGAGUUGCUAGGAAGAAGACCCCAAGAGCAUCCAAGAGAAUCAGGUGAGCCCCAUGUAAGCCUCCAAGGGACCUCCAAGGAAGAAUUGCUAGGAAGAAGACCUCAAGAGCAUCCAAGAGAAUCAGGUGAGCCCCAUGUAAGCUUCCAAGGGACCCCAAGGGAAUCCAAAGAGGGCACCCCUAGAGUUUCCAAGAAGAUCCCAAGAGUCGCCAAUAAGAAGACCCCAAAAGCCUCCGAGCCUCCAAGGGAGCCCAAGAAAAUGCACCCCUAGAGUUUCCAGAAAGAAGACCCCCCACAGUCCCUGAGGUGGGUCCCUUUGAGCCUCCAAAAGAGAGACCCCAAGAGUCCUCAAGGAGGGGACAACAAAGGGCACCUCCAGUGUCUCCAAGGAAGGGACCUCAAGAGUUGCCAGGAUGAAAACCGCAAUAGAAUUCAGGUGAGCCCCAUGUAAGCCUCCAAGGGACCCCAAUGGAAUCCAAAGAGGGCACCCCUAGAGUUUCCAAGAAGAUCCCAAGAGUCCCCAAUAAGAAGACCCCAAGAGCCUCUGAGCCUCCAAAGGAGCCCAAGAGAAUCUAAGAGUCGCCAAGGAGGGGACCCUAAGAGUCACCAAUAAGGAGACCCCAAGUGAAUCCAGAGAGGGCACCCCUAGAGUUUCCAAAAAGAAGACCCCAAAAGUAUCUGAGGUGGGGCCCCAAGAGCCUCCAAAGGAGAGACCCAAGAGUCCUCAGGGCGGGGACAACGAAGGGCAUUCCCAGUUUCUCCAAGCAAGGGACCUCAAGAGUUUCAAGGAAGAAGACCCCAAGAGUCUCUGAGGUUGGCUCCUUUGAGCUUCCAAGGCACCCCAAGAGAAUCCAGAGAAGAGACCACAAGAGUCACCAGCAAGAAGACCCCAAGAGAAUCCAGAGAGGGUACCCCUAAAGUUUCCAAAAAAUAAGACCCCAAGAAUCUCUGAGGUGCACCCCUUUGAGCCUCCAAGGGACCCCAAGAGCCUCCAAAAGAAGGGACCCCAAGAGUCCUCAAGGAGGGGACAACAAGUGGCACCAUGGAAGGGACUCCAGGAGUCACCAGGUAGAAGACCCCAAGACUCCCCAAAGCAGCUUUCCUUUAAGCCUCCAAGGGACCCCAAAGAGAAUCCAAACAGGGGACCCCAAGAGUCACCAAGGAGGGCAACCCAAAGGGCACCAAAGACCCGGAGUCCCUUGCUUGGGCCCCCUUUGAGCCUCCAAGGGACCCCAAGUGUCACCAAGAAGAAGACGGCGACCCUCGCAUCAGAUUGGACUUUGCUGGACCCUCAAUCAUCUCAAGGAAGAGACCUGAGAGUUGGCCUCUCAUCUCCACAAAGAAGAGAACCUCUGGAUGGGCCCCCCCAGACUAGAUCUCAUUGGACCCUCCAUUGUUGCCAAGGAGGGGACCCCAAUAAUCUCCAACCUGGCAUCGGGUUUGCAGACGCAGCCACAAGGCCCGACUUUGCCAGACUGCUGAAAAGUCGCCAAGGAAGGGACCUCAAGAAGCUCCAAGGAGGAGAACCUUUCCAAUGGUGGUCCCACAGGAAGGUGCCAGAAACGCUCCUUUUGGGGUGGCAUUGGGGUCCCUUUGCUUCUCAGGGAAAAGAGGACGACAGUGGGGUGGGUGGGUUUGUCGUCUGGGGAGGGGUUCGCUCCAGAUUUGGGGACAUCCUUGUAUCCGGAGACUGGAUCCAAAGGGAAAGAAGAGCCCGAUCGGUUGGCACCUUCACCACAGAGGACUGGACCGGACUCAGGUCUCGGCAUUCAAGCGAGGAAGCGACGCCAACGGGACCCGGGAGAAAGACAGCCGGAUCGGAAAAGUUUGCAACAAGUUUGGGCGGUUUUGCAUCCAGUGUAAAGGUUGCUCCUGGCCGUUGAUUUUGCUCCAUAAGGGCUUCCGGAUCCAAAAGAAGGUCAGAUGGCAAUAAAAAUAUCCAAAAUUGUCCCAUUGCGUUUUGGAAGACUUUUGAAAGACAUUGGAAGGUAUUGGAAAAGGAAGUAAACACAUCAAAUCCAUCAUUGAAUGAGGUAGAAACAGACAUGUCCCGUUGAUGGGAUUAAGGAUGCGGAUGGGAUGACAAUUCCCAUCAUCCUCCAAAUAUCCUGGCUUGGGGAUUCUGGGAAGGGGAGUCCAUCACUUUAUUGGGAUUUUAAUAAUAGGCAUUGUAUGGUGUUGCUAUUAUGAAGAUGAAGGGGAUAACAACUCCCAUCAUCCUCCAAAUAGUAUGGUUAGGGUAUCCUGGGAGUGAUGACUCAUAAAGAUAUUGCCAUUAACAAUUGCAAAGGAAUAAUAACUCUCAACAUUAGGAUUAGCAAUAAAAAUAGGAUGACAAUUCCCAUCAUCCUCCAAAUAUCCUGGCUCGGGGAUUCUGGGAAGGAGAGUCCAUCACUUUAUUGGGAUUUUAAUAAUAGGCAUUGGAUGACGUCUCCCAGUGUUGUUAUUAUGAAGAAGAAUGGGAUAACAACUCCCAUCAUCCUCCAAAUAGUAUGGUUAGGGUAUCCUGGGAGUGAUGAUCCAUAAAGGCAUUGCCAUUAACAAUUGCAAAGGAAUAAUAACUCUCAACAUUAGGAUUAGCAAUAAAAAUAGGAUGACAAUUUCCAUCAUCCUCCAAAUACUAUUGCUAGGGGAUUUUGGGAAUGAUAUUCCAUAAACUGAUUGCACUUAACAAUAGGAAUGGGGCAACAAAUCCCAGAUAAUAUGGACAGGGGAUUCCUGGAACAAUAGUCCCUGAAGUUAUUGGUAUUAACAAUGGGAUAAGGAUGAUAAUUCCCAUCAUCCUGCAAAUAGUAUGGCUAGAGGAGUCUGGGCGUGAUGAUCUAUAUAGAUGUUGCCAUCAACAACUGGAAUGGGAUGACGGAUUAGCAAUAAGAAUGGGACGACAACUCCCAUCGUCCUCCAAAUAGUAUAGCUAGGGGAUUCUGGGAGUGAGAGUCCAAAAGGUUAUUUUUCUUUCUGCAAAGUUUUGCAGAUUGAUUGGAUUAUAGGUUUGGAGUUCAGGGGCAGAAUCAUGUGACCCUCCAGGUGUUGUACUGCAUAUCCCAUCAUCCACAUCCAAUGCUGGGAAUUGCAGUGCAAAGUUUCCCGGUUCACACUUACGCCAUAGUUUUUUGUUUUUCUCGCACAUGAAACGCUUGCAUUGAAAUGCAUUAAAAGCAUGCGACCCGAACAUACAAUCAAUGCUGUUCCAAUAAAUGGGGAAAUUGCAUUUUGCUGUUUUGAAAUAGAUCAAUUAAUUGCACUUUCUGAGCACAUCAUGGAAACGUCCGGAGCUCAUUUUGGAUCUACAAAAUGUUGCCUUUUAAAUUGAAAAUAAAAUAAGAAUAUGAAUGGCAGGGAAUUGAAAUGAAUUGCUGCACAGUGUUAUGAUGAAGAAAAUCCAUUUUCUAAAUAUUUUUGUAAUUUUGGAAAAGGAAACAAAGGCCUUGUGGAUUGAAUACCGGAAGCGCUAUAUUUUUUGUGGGGAAAAGGUUUUAAAAUGCAGGGAAUACAAUGUAAAAAGCAAUAUGUGAAUAUUCAGCCUGUUUCAAAUAAAUGCAUAUAAAAGUCA
Molecule: messenger RNA, 4609 nt
Organism: Anolis carolinensis (green anole)
Lineage: Eukaryota; Metazoa; Chordata; Lepidosauria; Squamata; Anolidae
Gene: dexi
Product: Dexi homolog
Source: RefSeq, a predicted model, not a curated record